AUGUCCGCCGCUGAGUCCAAAAUAGCGGCAGCCCAUGGCCCGCCUGCUGAUCUACCCUCUUCUGCUGCCUCCAACGAUAGUACUGUCAUGGAGAAAUUUGAUGGUGAACCUGGGGUGCAGGAUUCUGAAGCUCCCAAGAGCUGGCCGUCCGAAGAUUCACCUCCUGAUGGAGGAUUGCAAGCUUGGCUGAUGGUGUUGGGCACAUGGUGUGCAAUGUUCUGCACCUUCGGGUGGAUCAACAGCGUUGGGGAGUUCCAAAGCUAUUAUGAAACAGUUCUACUGUCAAAGUACUCUGCAAGUACUAUCGCAUGGAUCCCGUCGCUCCAGAUCUUCUUCAUGUUUGCAAUGGGACCUGUCGUCGGUCGACUCUACGAUAAUUUUGGUCCUCGCUACGUUCUCAUCGGGGGUUCAAUCCUCCACGUCUUCGGCCUCAUGAUGGCAUCGAUCUCGAAAGAAUACUACCAGAUCCUCCUCUCCCAAGGAGUCUGCAGCGCCAUGGGAGUAUGUGCAAUCUUUCAACCAUCAAUAAACUGUAUCCCAAGUUGGUUCAACAAGAAGCGUGGUGCCGCCUACGGAAUUGUCUCAACAGGAUCCAGCUUAGGCGGCGUGAUCUUCCCAAUUAUGGUCAGCCGCAUGAUUGCUGAGGUUGGAUAUGCAUGGGCUAUGCGAACUGCUGCAUUUCUCAUCCUUUUCCUCUUGGGAAUUGCUAUCCUAACGGUUCGGUCGCGGGUACCGCCGAAGCCUCAGAACAUCGAUAAAGCGAGUCUUGUCCGACCGUUCCGGGAGAUCAAGAUGUUGCUCAUUAUCGCCGGUUUCGUGUUUUUGACAUUUGGCAUUUUUAUUCCCGUCAACUAUCUGGUGAUUCAAGCCAUGGAUGCGGGCAUGAGCUACGACCUUGCUCAAUACUUGGUUCCGAUUCUGAAUGCCGCAAGUCUCUUUGGUCGUAUAGGCGCUGGUAUUGGCUCUGAUAAGCUGGGUGCUUACAAUAUUCUGGUCAGCGCGUGCAUGAUAGCUAGUGUACUUAUCCUCGCUCUCUGGAUACCUGCCACGGGUAACGCAGCCAUCAUUGUCUUCUCCACCCUCUUUGGAUUCGCAUCUGGUGCCUAUGUCUCUCUCGCCGCUGCCAUGGUGGUAAAAAUCUCGCCAUUCCCGGAGAUUGGGUACAGAACCGGCCUCCUGUUCUUGUUCUCGUCGUUCGGAGGUCUGACGACCAAUCCUAUUGCAGGAGCUAUUCUCUCACGGGAUGGUGGGUCAUAUACAGGCAUGAAAGUUUUCGCAGGAGUCUUCCUUCUUGCUGGAAGCUGUUUCAUUUUAGCCGCACGAUUCUAUUCAACUGGACUAGUGUUGAGAGCUAAGUUCUGA
Penicillium subrubescens is the source of this 1362-nucleotide messenger RNA. Its product is annotated as MCT family MFS transporter. Gene Ontology annotation, molecular function: transmembrane transporter activity. Gene Ontology annotation, cellular component: fungal-type vacuole membrane. The transcript is spliced from 4 exons. The record is from RefSeq and is a predicted model, not a curated record. Gene Ontology annotation, biological process: transmembrane transport. NCBI's taxonomy places the organism in Eukaryota, Fungi, Ascomycota, Eurotiomycetes, Eurotiales, Aspergillaceae. The coding region runs from base 1 to 1362 and encodes 453 amino acids.